This is a messenger RNA of Mycena indigotica, 2406 nucleotides long. Its product is annotated as Heme oxygenase-like protein. The coding region runs from base 1 to 2406 and encodes 801 amino acids. The record is from RefSeq and is a predicted model, not a curated record. Lineage: Eukaryota; Fungi; Basidiomycota; Agaricomycetes; Agaricales; Mycenaceae. The transcript is spliced from 15 exons.
AUGGCCCAAUUCGCAGACUUGGAGGAGACUAUAGUCUCCAUCGCUGAUGCUGCCCUCACAGCCGCUGAAGCUGACGCCGCUGCACCCGACACCAAGCUCAUCUUCCGUCCAGAAUGGCGUCCCACACCUCGAAAGCGAAGCACUACAAGUCAACGUCCACCACUAGCAAAGCCUUGGUCGUGGGCCUCCGUCGUCAAUCAAGUACACCGUGCUGUCCUCCAACCUGAAUCUCCCCGGUCCGGAUCGCCGGUGGUGCCGCCUCCAAGCCCGUUCUCGACGGCGCCGUCUACUUCGCCUCCUCCCGCCGCUUCCCCCGUUCCACCUCCACCUCAAGCCAAACCACAAGCCCAGGAAGAUUUUGUUGCCGAGUUGCUGAAGAGAAACCAAGAUGUCUUCGAUGCAGUCAUCAACCACCCAUUCCCCCGCGCUAUGGGAGAGGGAACUGCGUCAUUGGACGGUUUCAGAUACUACAUGCUGCAAGACAAACUGUACCUGGAAACCUGCGCUCGAUUGAAGAUGAUGUCUGUCGCUGAAGCAUCUGACUUCGAUGCCGUUGAAGGCUUCGAAUACCGUCAUAAAUCCUCAAUCGAAUAUGUGACAAAGUUGAAGGAGGUUUGCAUGACGAUGCUCGGGAUCACGGAAGAAACGAUCAAGGCGACCAAGCAAAGUGUUCAACUUGACGCAAGCCAGAGAUUCUACAAGGACUCUCUCCGGAACGAACACGCUCUGCUGGGAUACUAUGUUGUCUUACUCCCUUGCGUAUUGUGCUACUGGAAGAUCGCUGAACGUCUCAUGAACGAUCCCAAGACGGUGAAAAAUGUCAUCUACCAUCCAGCUUGGAUCGAAGUCAACUUCGACUCUUCUUCCGUUGGCAAAUAUACCAAAUUCAUCAAUGAAAAUAUUGCCGCGCAAGGUGGACUCGACCGAUGGAACUACAUAUUUCGAAUCGCAUGCGGGCUCGAGAGGGACCUUUUCGACACGGGCCUGGCCGCGCCAGCCCCUUACAACAUAAUACCCGAUGGAACCUACUCUGUCAACCCUGUCUCAAUCCCAGGCUCCACACUCACCGCUCAAGAUCCUCCAGAGCAUCUGCCCGAGUACUUCUCCGCCUCUGGUAGCUCUGUCUUGGUGCGGAAGAAGACUGGGCAGGAUACGGAGAAGUGGGAGGUCUUGGCCACUAAAACGGGCUACACGAUCAAGAACAUUUUUACUGGACGAUAUCUUGCUAUGUCUGGCGAAGACCGCGGGAAAGGCCGUAUCCUGACCCUCGCUACCGAGCCCUACUCUUGGUGGAUCAAUCCCACAAAGAGCAAGCUCGGUGAGCGCUCAUCAAUGUACCACAUUCAUGACUCCGUCAACCUUCGCCACACGCUUCACGCAGAUGCCAAAGCAUCCAUACGAACUGAUGCGUCUCUCAAAGCGGUCGUUGCGCAAGAGCAUAAUCCGAGCCCUUCCCAAAUGUGGACCAUCGACACCGGCGGGGAAAAGCCCCGGCCUCCACCGGUUCAGAUAGACGAUGACCUCGCUACCAACAUCCCAGCCAAGGAACCAUUGCCUGAUGCUUCAGACAACUCGGGGCUAAGCGCUAGUGACCUCGCGAACAUAUUGAAAGGUCUUGGGGAGGAGCAUGACAACGAGAUGCAGGCCCUAAGGGAGGACGUGACAAAGAACUUCGCGGGAUUCGGUACCCAACUUGGCGAGGUGAUGAAGGACCUUGCGAACAAACACAAGACCGAGAUCGGCGCGCUGAAGCAAGAGUUGGCCACAAGCGUGUCGGAAACGGAUAAACUCGUGCGCGAUUUUCGAGCGCUGAAGGGGCAGACAACGGCAGAGAUGGCCAAGUUGUCGAACCGCAUGAAGGAAAUGGAGACGAUGCUGGAGACGGUCAAGACGGAGAAAAAGGAUACAGAGAAAAAGCACGAGACGUUGGCGAGAAAAGUGCGCCUUCUGACAUGCCAUUGGGAAUCCGCUGGUGGCCACUUCGACGCUGACAAUUUCCAUCCACCUCCCAUCGAGUCUGGAGACCGAGAUGGCAUAUCUUUCUCCGUCAUGCGAAUCGAGAUAAAGCAGGCUUCAUGGUAUAUCACCGAUAUUGGCGACGGAGGGUUCUGUGAUGCCCAUGGAGGCGAACGCAAAUUCUGGAUACUCGUUGGCGAAGGGUCCUUGUUGGAGUGGGUCCCGCAUCACGGACGAUUCAAGGCUGACUCGGGCCUCGAAUUGGUUCCCGGCUGGGACAAGGAGUCGAGCAGAGUUGCCAGUACUCUCUAUAUCGCGCGCUUCACCAAGUCAGGUAGCACCUACGUGACGCACGUGAAGGAUGGCCAGAACGGCGUCUCCAAGAGGCUUGACGACGAGACAAAUCUGUCUUCAAAGGACUAUGAAGUGCUAUGCUAUAAGGACUUGUGA